UCCUUCACCUGGGAGCCGACUCUGAGCACAUGAAAAGAUCACGUCCUCCUGCUCUUUAUUAGACUGAAGUGAGACACUACUUGCAGGACUUGAAGGCCGUACAGGAGCAUGAACAGGUCGACACAGCUUAGCAGGGCUUGUGCUGGUUUACGAUACUGAACCAGAACACGAAGACCAUAACAUGCAGAACUGGAACCAGGGCUGGGCCUGAAGACUGGGCUGGAGCUUGAACUGCAGCUUGACUUGAAGCAGUGCUAGGGCUGGGAUCAGAUGUGGGUACAGAACCGACGCCAGAGCAGUAGCUUGGGCUGAGCAUGGUUGCUGCACAGGAGCUUGAACUGGCCGCGACUGCUGCGAUGGAGCUUUGACGUGGUUUGGCGCCGGGUGCAGCAGACGCAGGAAAAGAGUUUGCAGCAACAGUCUGUGGCUUGGUAGCUGGGAUUGAGGUGGACUAAGACACUGUGGCUGGAACUGGCUAGAAUCACGUUAGCGUCAGCUCCAGUACUUAAACUGGAGACCACUGCAGGGCUGGAGCAGAGGCUUGGCCGGUAAAGAAAUGUGAGGCUGGCGUUGAGACAUCAACUGAGAACCGCCAUAGAGCAGACUGAGGCUUAAACAGGAAGAGGGCGGGGACCAGAGUCUGGCAAGCACGGAACGCUGAGCGAGCUCCAGCUCGUCACCCGGGUCCAUCGUGAGCCUGUCCAUGAGACAAUUCACCGCACUCAACCAAACUUCGGGGGUUGGCGCCUCAGUGACAGCUUUUAUAGGACCUUCGUGACACAAGCAGCAGUUCUCGGUCAAACCUGACUAGACAAGGUCCAUGGUGCCGAAACAAACGUCUCCACCCAGCAUGAAAAACAACCCGGAGAAUAGUGCGACAGACUGAGGGCUAGCUGGGUUCAAGUAGUACCAAAAUAAAACAGGAAAUGGCCAAACAGUUACCAGAAUUAUCGAUUCAGUACAGUCCCCAGCUCCCAGAGGCCAAGGAGACGUUCAGCCACAGCUCAAACCCAGGCUUACCCAUUUAUGUCGACCCAAACAGGAACUGAACUGCGCAAAGUUGCAGGAGACGUCAUUUGCCUAGUGCUGAGUUGCUCCUCAGCAGCAUAUGUUCAUAUUAUUCCAGGUCUGUAGGUAAAUCUGCCCUUUAUUUGCACAGUCAAAUGAUUUCUGAAGAUGCAGCGACAAGGACCAAACGUUGACAUACUGUAAGUGCGUCUUCUAUUCAAAUGAUUGCUCCAAUAUGACAAAGUGCCAGUAUGAGACGCAAGCCGGAGACUCACCGAGCAUCAAAGGCAUGAAGGCAGAGAUGAAGAGCCGUCUCCUUGGACCUGUCCUCCUCCUCCUCCUCUUCCUCCGGGCUCCUGCGUCUGGCCUGGGCUCAGUGUUGGUGAAGAGCUUCACAUACAUCCAGAGUUACUACACGUGGCAGGAAGCUCAGACAUUCUGCAGACGGUAUGAACCCCACCUGCCUGAUCGUCUCACUGAGGAACAGCAGUCGGACGCAGACGCUUUGUAUCUGCAGAGUUACUACGCCUGGAUCGACGGACAGCAGACUCCCAACUUCUACUGGAGCUGGUACUAUGGAAACCAAGUCUCCCCCUGGGGAGGAAAUAAACCAAGCUCUGGUGAUGCAUGUGUCUAUGUCAGCUCCAAUGAUAAACGGUUUUAUGUGGCAGAUUGUGAGAAAUAUUACUUCUUCAUCUGUUACACAAUGGAACAAGGUGAAAUCCAGUACACAUUCAUUAAUCAGACAAAGACUUGGUCUGAUGCUCAGCAGCACUGCAGCACCAUGAACCAGGACCUGGCAGUGAUCAGUAAUUACGAUCAGCUCUACUCAGCUUCCAGUGAGCACGACUUCCCGGUCUGGACUGGACUCUACAGAGACGGGGCAACAUGGUCGUGGAGCGCUGGUCUGUCCGACUACAGGAACUGGGCCCUGAAUCAGCCGGGGAACAAUGGGGACUGCGUCGCCAUCUCCUCUGUGAGCAAAACCAUGACGACCCAAAACUGCUCGGCCCGUUAUCCCUUCGUCUGCUUCGUGGACAACCUGCUGCUGGUGAAGGAGAACCGGACCUGGGAGGAGGCGCUGGAAUACUGCAAAGAACUCAACGCACAGCUGGUCAGCGUGCAGCCUGGAGACUACACCUACAUAAGUGACAGAGCGAUGGAGGCCGACACAGACGAGGUGUGGACGGGCCUUCGGUACCUGGCUGGUAGUUGGUUCUGGGUGAACGGGGCAGAUAUGACGCUGUCUGACCUGCCUGGCUGCCCUCUCUCCGAGCUGCACUGUGGAGCCUUCUCUAAAAACGAUCCAGGAAGCCUGGAGGCCCGGGACUGUGUGGAGGAGAAGAACUUUCUGUGCUACAGCGAGGGGUGAAGUCCCAUCAUUGUUUGCUUUUGUCUUUAUGCAAAUGAGUCGUUACAGCAGCUCUUUCAUAUUAGAUCCUGUGUAAAAAGGUAGAAACCCAGAUGAGACUCAUCCUUGAUUUGAAACUUGAGGAAAUAAAUGAUGCAUUAGUAAAUAGAUCACUCAUAUUUUAUUGGCUAUAAUUCAGUAGCAACAUUGAAAAUGUACAAUUUAUACAUUACACUAAUUUAUCGAACUAUUUAAACCCAUUCAUACCAGUCAUCACUGUCCAGGCAGCUGCUGUGACUCCUGCACAUCUGGAUCACAGCUGUUUAGUGCAGCUGUAAGAAAGAAUGGACUUACUUUUUUUAUUUUAUUGGCCUGCAGGAAACAAAUAACAACUAUGUAGAUGUAUGUUUCUGUGUCUGCAGUGCACAGCUGCCU
Betta splendens (Siamese fighting fish) is the source of this 2794-nucleotide messenger RNA. RefSeq names its product macrophage mannose receptor 1-like. NCBI's taxonomy places the organism in Eukaryota, Metazoa, Chordata, Actinopteri, Anabantiformes, Osphronemidae. The transcript is spliced from 5 exons. The coding region runs from base 1244 to 2380 and encodes 378 amino acids. The record is from RefSeq and is a predicted model, not a curated record.